Messenger RNA from Zea mays, 646 nucleotides. RefSeq lists its product as uncharacterized. NCBI's taxonomy places the organism in Eukaryota, Viridiplantae, Streptophyta, Magnoliopsida, Poales, Poaceae. The record is from RefSeq and is marked predicted. The transcript has a single exon. The coding region runs from base 26 to 364 and encodes 112 amino acids.
AUCAGAAGAAACAUAACAGAAUAAUAUGAUAGCGGCGGCGCGGUCUACGCGUUCUAGACUCCCCUCUGACCCCCUGACGAUAGCGUCGAAGAUGUCCACAACCAGAUCCGCGUCCCUGCUCGCGCUGCUCCUCCUGGUCUCUGCGACCGCCGCCGCUGCCGGGACGAGCAAGGGCCGCGCGGGGGUGCGGCCGUGCCAGGAUCUGGCGACGCGGGGCCAGUGCGCGGCGAGCGGCGGGUGCCGGUGGUGCCGCAGCGAGGCGCUCGACGACAUGUGCUUCGAGGCCAUCGAGGCGUGGCGCCUUCCGCGCCAGGUGUUCUCCUGCGACCCACCCUCCGGUGCCGCCCACGCCCGCUUGAACUGAAGUAAUGCCGCGGCCGGCCGCCGGCGAAGCUAUGUUAUGCUAUCGCCUUGGUCGGGAUCGCUCGAUCUGAUCUCGUUUGUCGCCAGGCCUCCGUUGUUUUCUUUGCUGGAUCUGAGAUAUACAAUAGCGUGUUUCAUGCUGCUGCCUGUCUGGUCUGCGGUUCUUUCAUUCAUUGAUUGUGCUGCCCAUCAUACUCUCGAUUCUCAAAGUCCAAUGGCCUGUCAUUUGUAUUCUCAAAAUUAUGUUAAUGAGCACGAUCGUACCAUUCCAGAGUCUUGAACA